AUGGUUGUCUUCUUUCAUGCUAAAGUAUUGUCUAGAACGAAGAAACUGGAUACCUCUUUUCUUCUUAGCAGUGACCUGCAUAGGACAUUGUAUGGCUUCAUUGUAUUUGAAGUCGCAUGGUCCAAUGUUCGAGGUAUUAACUACUACAACGAGCUUCAGACUGAUACCUCUCUGGCCAUAGAAGCAAAAUUCAUGCAAAGAUGGGAAUUUGACAACAUUGAUCAAGCAGCAAGAUGUAUGUCUUCAUGGUUCUGCGGAACAGGUUCGGAGAAGCUUUGUUUGAAAGAGCACCUGGAAUCAACAAUUGGAGAGGUCUUCUAUGAUGUCGAAGAAGAUUUUCCAAUGCUGAUCACUUUUGAUGAUGACUAUGAUGAUGGUUGUUUCAGCAUUGAGGAUAGUUUCUCCCAUGAUCGUUGUGACAAUCUCGAGAUUUGCUCUGCAACUAUGGACUUGGAAACUUUUGAGCCAUACCCCUCUGCUCCUAUUGGGCUCUAUAAUAGAAGGAAAGGCACUAAGGCAAUUAUUACUGGAGUUGACGUCUAUUGUGAUGAAACCCAAAGUGAAGCCAAAAAUUCAUUAGACGACUCCGAUGAAACUGCAGUCAAAGCUACAGAGUAUAGGGACGUUCUUAUUUUGUUCAGGUUUGAUGAUAGGGAUCUCCCAUUUAAACUAAAGCAAAUAAUAACACCUGACCUGAGGUUACUUCGUUUGUUAGAGGCUGGUCUCCCAUCUUGGGCCCUUUUUCUUCAAUCAUAUCCUGGCUUUUGCCAUAUCUAUCGCCCAUGGAUGUGCCCUCUGGCCAGAGCUCUAUAUGUUUUGAUUUCAAUCAUUACUGUUCUAAUAGGAUUUUUUGACCUAUACAAAAAUGUCCCUCUUCUUAAGGCAGCUGCGUCUCAUUUAUGUGGACCACUUCUUGAUUGGAUUGAGAACUGGGAGAUGGUAACGAGGAUCAAGUACUUGGGAACUAUGCUAUUUCUUCAAAACUUUGAGAAGGCCAUGCACUGGUUAUGGGUGGUUUUGCGUGCUAGUCGGUCAUUUUUCUCUUUUCUUAAUCUACCAUUGGCAGGACCACUUAUGGAACUUCUGGAAUUCCUCUUUCCAAUUUGGAAUAUAUUUAGUGAAGUAAUAGAAAGCAUGUUUUCGAUCAUAUGUAUUGUGAUUGGUUUUGUCUACAGUUUACUGGAUGAUUUCAUGGAUGUUGUACUAAUGCCUAUAUGGUUCAUUAUCUCAGUUCUCAGUAACAUUGCAACUUCCGUCCUGUAUCCCAUGUUUUUGAUUGUUUGGGAAAUGCUGUAUGCCCCGAUCCGCCUGGUCCUUGCAUUAGCCAGUUCUUUGGCCAAUAUGUGUGCCUUCAUCAUUGAUUUUGUUGGAGAUAUAUGGGAGUUUUUAAGUAGCAUGAUAGAGGUUGCUUCAGAAGCGGAAGCAACAGUGCACAGCGCUCAGGAAGUUUCAAUGUGGCGUUCACUUUGGAGUGACCUCUUAUCCCAGAUAUUCCGCGCUCUCAGAAGUAUAUUAUAUGGUUUUGCGGCUUUCUUUGACGCUUGCAACCGGCAUCGCCUCAGCAUUUAUAAUCACGUACUGGGUUUUAUUCAAAGACAACCUGCCCAUGGAGUCCCGAGAUCACGAGUCUCAGAUCCGGGACGUAAUAAAUCAACAGAUGGACAUCAAUAUCUGACAGAGGCGAGCAGGAGUCCAAAGUAAAUGGAGUCUUAUCUCAUUGUGAUGACUUUUUAACUUGCACUUCCAUACGGAUAGGUUAGAGC
Hibiscus syriacus is the source of this 1763-nucleotide messenger RNA. RefSeq lists its product as uncharacterized. NCBI's taxonomy places the organism in Eukaryota, Viridiplantae, Streptophyta, Magnoliopsida, Malvales, Malvaceae. The record is from RefSeq and is a predicted model, not a curated record. Bases 1 to 1701 code for a protein of 566 amino acids. The transcript has 7 exons.